Molecule: messenger RNA, 432 nt
Organism: Rodentolepis nana
Lineage: Eukaryota; Metazoa; Platyhelminthes; Cestoda; Cyclophyllidea; Hymenolepididae
Source: the annotation of a GenBank genome assembly
AUGUUUUCAAUAGCAUUUAUUUUAUUUUAUCAAGCAGAGGCGAGUGUAUCUUGUUACGGGUGUGAGUAUAUAAACUGGCGCUACGAAAGUGCCCUCUGGCCGUGCGAUCAAAGCGCUGGCCCAUGGAAAAUACUUUCAAAUUGCACAUCAUGCAUCAAACAAACUGAGGUUCAAGAAAGUGAUUUCAUGAAGCCUCGCUGGGGCCAAGAAGCAACUGUUUUGAAAACCACAUCAAGAUAUUGUGUUGUCGACUUUGCCCCCAGAUAUCCCAACCAGUGCAUUUUCUUCUACGGCAGUUCUUCCGUAAUUGAACAGUGUUUCUGUUCCACCGAUUUCUGCAACGUAAUCUCUUUCCAUAAACCAAGUCUUUGCCUAAAUUUGUGCCUUUUUAUUAUACUCUCUUUGACUAAUUUCUUUACAUGUAAUCUAUAA